AUGGGGUUCUACUCUCCCCCGCCACCGGCUCGACCCUUCAGCGAGGACAAGGCGACAUUGCUCACCUCUUGGUGGAUCACGGCAAUGUGCGUCUUUAUCGUCCUCCUCCGUUUGAUCGGUAGAUAUGUACGCGUGGAAGCCCUAUUUGCCGAAGACAAAGUCGCGGCCAUUGCGCUUGUCCCGUUACUGUUACGCAUGGCUUUUGUGCAUCCCAUUCUUCUCUACGGCACCAACAACGUCCUCGUAGACGACACCCAUGCACUGACCGAAACCGAAAUAUACCACCGCUCAAUCGGUAGCGGCCUCGUUCUCUUCAGUCGAAUCCUCCACCCAGCAAUCCUUUGGCUUUUCAAAGAAUCCACCCUCGCCUUCUUCGACAGCCUCGUUGGGACCUCCGGCAAGCACAGUUACACGCGCCUGCUCCGAUACACGCGCAUCUUCCUCAUAGUGAGCUUCAUCGGCAUCUGCGUCGCCACCCUUGCCGAGUGCCACCCCUUCCCGCAGCACUGGCAGGUCGUGCCCGACCCCGGCGGCCAUUGUCGGCAGGGCUACGUGUACCUGACCAUCACGACGGCCUGCAACGUGAUAACCGACCUGCUGCUGGUCGCCCUCCCUGUGCCUGUCGUGCUGCGGAGUGGCAUUUCGGCCGGGCGCAAGGCGUUGCUGGUGUUGCUUUUCAGCCUGCAUCUGCUCACGGCGUUCGUGGCCCUGUAUCGGGUGCCUGGGAUCUUGCGCGAGCGCAGUUAUCAGGCUACGAGGACCAUGUGGGCUAGUGUUGAGGUCUUGGUGGCCACCUUUGCAGCGAACGCGUUGACCAUCGGGACGUUUGUGAGGGAUACUGGACUGAAGAAGAGGAAGUUUCGGUACCAGCCGCCAGAGGAGGAUGUUGUGAGGAGUGCGAGAAGGGAGUCCAGGGUUGUCGGCAAGACAGUGUCGUGGGAUGACCCUGUUUCGGAGGCAAAGGACGGCGUUGUUACAGAGACUGCAGAUAGUGAUGCCAGUGGCUUACGGGAGACGGAUGGUACAAGGAAGGCAAUGCUGGCAAGCCAUAGGGAGCGAGGCCGUAGCACGGAGAGCCUCGACUCCCUCAUCCCACGGAGCCGGUUUGGCGCGUCGACACCCAGCGGCAUGGGGGUCAUCAAGACGACGACGAUUCAGGUUACAGCUUCCGCGGCGGACGAUCCGUCGCUCACGCCCGGUUAUGGCGCAGUCACGGCCAGUACAAGGGGCAGACUCCGGGGCUCAAGCAUUCAGCUGCAACAUUUGCGCCGCCUGUCUGAUUCAGAUGCUGGUCUGUGA
Molecule: messenger RNA, 1299 nt
Organism: Chaetomium globosum CBS 148.51
Lineage: Eukaryota; Fungi; Ascomycota; Sordariomycetes; Sordariales; Chaetomiaceae
Exons: 2
Coding region: 1-1299 (432 amino acids)
Source: RefSeq, a predicted model, not a curated record